This is a messenger RNA of Momordica charantia (bitter melon), 1708 nucleotides long. Its product is annotated as putative WRKY transcription factor 46. Gene Ontology annotation, cellular component: nucleus. Gene Ontology annotation, biological process: regulation of DNA-templated transcription. Gene Ontology annotation, molecular function: DNA-binding transcription factor activity; transcription cis-regulatory region binding. NCBI's taxonomy places the organism in Eukaryota, Viridiplantae, Streptophyta, Magnoliopsida, Cucurbitales, Cucurbitaceae. The record is from RefSeq and is a predicted model, not a curated record.
ACACGUUCUCUCUCUCUCUCUCUCUCUCCUCUACUCAUCACAUCUUUAAAUCUCCCCCUUCUUCAAACCCAUUUCCCCAAUUCUCUCAAAUUCAGCAGCUUUCUCCACUUACCCAUCUUGGGUUUUGGCCAAGUUUCGACCUUUGAAUGACCAUAUUCUCUUCAGGCCUUCUCAAGCUUGUAUUUCCUUCUGGGGUUGUGGCUGAUUCCAUCUCCUCUUCUUCUUCUUCUUUGGAACUACUACUACUCCUCUGUGAUGGAAAUGGAGCACAAGAGUUUAAUCACCGAGUUGACUCAGGGGAAGGAGCUGGCGCUUCAACUCAGAACCCAUCUCCACCCUGCUUCUUCCUCCCAAGAAGCAUGCUUUUUCUUGACUGAAAUGAUUCAGUCCUCCUUCGAGAAAGCACUUUCGUUGCUGAAUUGGACGCCGCUUCCAACAGAUCAGCCCAUCAAUGCAGGGGAACAACACGACUGCUCUGCCACUCCCAAGAAGAGGAACAACACUACUACUAAAGAUGUGUUGAAAAAGAGAAAGUUGCUGCCCAGAUGGACUGAGGAAGUUAAGGUUUGCAGUGGGACUGCUCCUGAAGGCCCUCUCAAUGAUGGUUAUAAUUGGAGGAAAUAUGGCCAAAAAGACAUCCAUGGUGCUAAUUUCCCAAGAUGCUAUUACAGAUGCACCCAUCGCCAUGUACGAGGAUGUUUGGCGACGAAGCAAGUUCAGAGAUCCGACAGUGACCCCAAUAUUUUCGAGGUAACCUACAGAGGACGACACACCUGUUCCCAAUCCUCUCAUUUCGGAUCCCUUUCGGUUUCGGCUCAGAAUGAGGCCGCCGGAGAAACCAAUCAAAAUUUGCCCAGCCCUAAUUCCCAAAUCUGGUUCGAUUUCGAACACCACGAUCUCAAGGUCAAAUCCGAGGAUUUGGACACCGUUUUCCCGCCGUUCUGCUUCCCCUCCUCGUCGGUCGGAUCGGAAGUCGCCGACGAAAACGUGUUCUACGAUCCCAUGACGGAUCCGGCGCCUCUCGUGGGCCACGGUGGGUUGUCUGCGGUGGCCGUGUCCCCGGCGGCGUCGGAGACUGAGCAUCUCGCAGCUUGGGAUUGGAGCGGCUGCGGCGGAGGAAUCCCGUCGGAGCAAUCGGACUUGACGGAGAUUAUUUCGGCCGAAACUUCGGUGAACAAUUCGCCGAUUUGGAAUGGGGAUUGGGAUUUCAAGGUUGGUUUUGACCAGAAUUUCCCCUUUGACAGUCUAGAUUUCCUGUCCUGAAAGAAACUUUUCGGAUUGGUAUUAUUUUCAGAAUUCUUUUCCCCAAUUGGAUUUUUAUGUGUUUCUUAAUGUUAGAUAGGAAAGCAAAAUUUUCUCCCAUGUAAAAAAUAACUUAGAGAAAUGUAACCAUUAAUCUAUGUACUUUUGUUCUUUUGUUUGUUAUGAUUUAAGUUUUGCAUUUUUAGGAAUGUAUUGAUUUGAGUCAUUGAAUAAAGUUUCUCGUUAAAAAUUUGAGUGAAAAUAAUAAGGUAUAAAGUAUACAAAUGAAUCAUAUAUAGUAGCUCAAUUAUUUGCCUAUUUUUAAUGCUAAAAUUUAGUUUAUAUAUUCCUUAUAAGCAUAUAUCGAUUAAGUAUUGAACAAAUUCUUGCACUUGGAACUUGAUUGAAGGUAAGGAUUCAAAAUUAGUUUCUUUGACUCCCAUUUUCAAAUGAUUUUGAGAGUCUU